Closterium sp. NIES-65 is the source of this 3129-nucleotide messenger RNA. Lineage: Eukaryota; Viridiplantae; Streptophyta; Zygnematophyceae; Desmidiales; Closteriaceae. The record is from the annotation of a GenBank genome assembly.
AUGGCUAACGAUGAUGUUCCGCAAAAGGCGGCGCCUUCGCAGCUAGUCUCUAAGAAGUCUCCCGCGCAGGAGCAGCAGAAGAAGAUGAGUCCAGGGGAGGAGAUGGAGAGCGAGUGGCAGCAGAUAGUGGAUUACUACGACCCGGCCAAUGUGGAGAAGCGCGCGGAGGAGGCGAGGAAGAAGGAGCUGCAGGCUCUCCAAUCCGCCAUGGAGGCGAAUCGCGAGCAGGAGCAGAUUCUGGAGGAGUUCUACGGCAUCAAGCCGCGGCCGAAGCAGUCUCUCGAGGAGCUCGAGAAGGCGGCGGCGGAGGUGGCGGAGGAGGACGAGUGGAACUUCCCGCAGGACCCGGACAAGUGGACGGAGGCGGAUCUCGGCGAGGAGUGGGCGGACGCGCCCGCCGACGCCAAGGUGCCGUUCUACGACCCGCUACUCGGGCUCUCCGCGCUCGACGCCGCCGAUGAUGACGCGGACGCCGACGACGGCCGCCGCAGGCGCAAGGCUCCGCGCAAGCAGCAGCGCGCGAAGCUGCCGCAUUCGGAGGACCGGUAUGUGCCGUACCGGCAGGGGCUGCCGCCGGUGAACGAGAUGGACGACGGCAGCUCGGGCGCGCUCAAGGCUCUGGAGGAGCUCGAGAUGGAGGAAGAGUUUCUGCAGUGGGCCUCCUACGUCUUCCGCGACGGCGCCACGUACGAGGGCACGGUGUGGAACGACAUGGCGCAAGGCAAGGGAGUCUACACCACGCCGCUCGAGCUCUGCAAGUACGAGGGCGAGUGGGUGCAGAACAUGAUGCAGGGCCAUGGCGUCGUCUCCGUCGACGUCCCUGCGCGCCUCCCGCCGCCAGACUCCGAGGCAUGGCGGAAGCUGAAGGCGGAGGGGAAGGUAUUCGAGGACGAGGAGAUGAGCGCGGAGGACAGGGAGUGGCUGCGCAUGGAGCUCGAGGACCUCUCAACCCAGGAGGCGGACGCCAAGAAGGCGGGGGGCGCGGGCGGGGAGGGCGCGGGGGCGGUGGAGGACCCCACGGACGCCGUGCCCUUUGAGGACCACCCCGGCUGGCUCAAGGUCUUCGGCCGCAAGCCGGAGAAGGGGCACUACGAGUACGCGGGGCAGAUGAAGCAGAACAAGUUCCAUGGCUGCGGUGUCUUCACCCUCAAUGGCAAAAUGCACUUCGGCAAGUUCCGCUUCGGCGAGUUUCUGCGCAACAAGGACGAGUGCGAUGCUCACACCUCCGGGUUCCAUGCGGGCAUGGCGCGGGUGGCAGCAGCCAAGGCGCGCAUGUUCGUGAACAAGCCCGAUGGCAGUAAGUCCCUUCCACCCCUCCCCCCUGCUUGCCGCUCCUCGCGCCCGCCCUGCUCCAUCCAUGCUGUCCGCCUUUUCCUGCCCCUGCACGGUCUACCGUCCCCACUUACAAUGAAUGCUCGCCUUUUUAUGCGAGCUCAGCAGGGCCUCCCCACCAUUCAACCGCGCCCCGCUGCUGUGAUGCUGCCUCUCGCCCCUCCAUCUCCCAUGACCCCCAUCACCUCAACCCCAAACUCGUUUACCACUCUCCCAUCCCAUCUUCCCCCCCACGCGUGCGAGUGCAGUGGUGCGCGAGUGGUGCGGGAGGUGAAGGGGCCAUACAACGAGCCGUCGCACCCGUACCUGUACGACGAGGAUGACAUGUGGCAGGCGCCGGGGUUCAUCCACGAGUUCCACGCCGUGCCCGCCGUGUGGCGCAAGUAUGCUGACGAGGUGGACGGCGAGCGCCAGCUGUGGCUCAACUCCUUCAAGAAGGCGCCCCUGCGCCUCCCCUCGCCCUCCGAGCUCUCCUACCUCUGGGACCAGAGUGAGUGCCGGUACUUAGGAGACGAGUUUGAGUGGGGGUCCCACGAAGAGUUUGUGGUGCUGCGCAACUCGCCGCGACUGCCGGAGCGGGCGGGGGAGAGUGCGGAGGAGGCUGAGAUGAGGCGGGCGGACAUGCAGGGGCAGGUGCUGGUGCACGUGCCGUCACGGCAGAUCAUCAACUGGACCACGGACGAGGAGGGCAAGCUGCGCCUCUUUGUGCAGCCCUUCACCAAGGAUGGCAAGGUGGAUCCAUCCAAGGCGCGCCCGCUGCCGCUGGGCUUCGAUGAAUUCAUCAAGGGCGAGGAGAUGGAGCAGGAGGAGGAGGAGGAGGAGGAGCAGGAGGAGAGCGAGGAGGCGCGGCGCCUCAAGACCCCCGAACAGCUGCAGCGCGACGCGCAGCGCCGGCGCGCCAAGGCCGCAGAGGCCAGGCGGCGCCGCGUGGCGCGGUGGGAGCGGGCGCUGCGCAACCAGGUGGCGUGGCGGCGCGAGCAGCGCGAGGAGGAGUGGGCGCGGCAGGACGCGGAGGAGGAGGAGCUGCGGCGGCUGGAGGAGGAGGAGUGGCAGCGCGAGGGCGACCUCAUGGAUGCCGAGUUUGAGGCCCGGCUUGACGCUGCUGAGGGCAUCCUGCCUGCUGGGGACGAUGAGGAGGAGGAGGAGGAGGGGGCGCAGCAGGGACAGGAGGAGGACGCGGCUGGCAAGGGGGCUGUGAAGGGCGGUGCUGCAACUGGGAAGGCUGCUGCUGGUGGCUCUGGGGCGGGAGAGGAGGAGGAGGGGUCGGAGAGCGAGAGUGAGGGUGAGAGUGAUGACGAGGAUGAGGAUGAGGACGAGAGGAAGCCGCGGAGCUUUGGAACGGUGGCCAUGGCGGUGGGAGGGGGUGAGGGCAGGGAGGAGGGCAGCGCAGGGGAGGGGUGGCUAAGGGGGCCAGCUGUAGCGGGCAGCACCACGGUCUUUGCCUCCAUCUCUCUCUCCUCUCAGGUAGAUGCACCUGCUUGUCCUUCUGAGCUGACUUACAAGUCUCCUUGUCUCUGCUCUCACCUCACCACCCUUCUACCCACUCUCCUAACCUCCCCCUCCCUGCCUACUGCACUGGCACUAACAGUGCGCAUGCCUGCGGUGCUGCCUCUCACGCCGUGCCUGCGUGCGUCAGCCCUGUCCUCUGCUGCACGCCGCGCACCCGUUGCUAGGAGCAGCUCACGUGGCGCUGCUAGAGCGAGCCAGGCCCGCCAGCAGCAGCACUCCCAGGAGGUUGCGGUGGGGGGCAUUCUCUCCCUUGCCCUGCCGCUGCCUGCCACUCCCUCCCUUGCCUAG